Molecule: messenger RNA, 2636 nt
Organism: Lineus longissimus
Lineage: Eukaryota; Metazoa; Nemertea; Pilidiophora; Heteronemertea; Lineidae
Exons: 3
Coding region: 249-1421 (390 amino acids)
Source: RefSeq, a predicted model, not a curated record
UGUUAUGAUUUCACAACCUAAAGCUGGUCUUGCAAAAUGCAAUUAAAAGUGAUGAUGCAAGCAGUCUCGCUGAAAAGACUCAGAUAAAUCGCCGCUCAGCAUUUUAAGUAUAACUAGUUCAGGCAUGUGAGGGGGAGCAUUGAGAGAAAAAGGGGAAGACAUCUCGCUGCAUGAAGAUAGUGUGAAAUACUGGUGACCACAGAGUGAGUGAGUUUUGAAGCCAUUUCAUUGGCCAUACGGGUCAAGAUAUGGAGAAAGCCAAUGCAGAUAUCUGCAAAGAUUUUCAUAAACUUAUGAAAAACGUCGAAAAGCUAUCAGACGGUCAGGCUGUAGUCACAAAAUGGAAAGAGGAAGACCUGCAGUGGUUUGUGGUCGAGAUCUGCCCGAAUGGUGGUCUUUAUCAUGGUGGGAAGUUUGUUUUCGUGGUCUGCCCCUAUGACUAUCCGACUGAUCCACCAACUGUGAUUUGCCUGACUCGUGUUUAUCAUCCGAACAUCGACUCCGAGUAUGAAUUCAAGCACUCGGUUGAUAAUGAGAUCGAUGAGGAGUAUUUUCAAGAGAAUGAACUAUUUACAAAUGUCUGCGUCAGCCUCCUUGCCGAAGACUGGGAGCCCCACUUUACAUUCGAAGAUUGUAUCCAGUCGCUGCUGUUCUUGUUUUAUGAACCGAAUAUCGAUGACCCCUUGUCACCGCUGAUCGACUCUUCUAUGGACUUGAGUGCGUUUGAGAUAAACGUCAAGAGGUCGUUGCUGGGCCUUGAUGUUGAUUCUUUUGAAUUUAAGAGGAAUUACAUUUUGGAUGACUUUGACGAGCGCGUGAAAGCGAUCUGUGAUGAAGUCGUGUUCGAGAGUAAACUCGUUGAUGGAUGUGAUUCUGUGCACGAGAAUCCAUCUGACAUGAAUAGUGUCAACCUCGAAGUGAAAAACAUUUCAAAUUCAGAUCCGCCUAACAAAGAGGACGAAGUUAUUGAGAAGUUAACAGAUAGCCAUGAAAAAUUUGGCGACGGAAUUUAUUGUCUAGCUAGUGUAGAUCUGGUGUCUGAAAUAGAUGAAAAGCCAGCGCCUGUGAUUAUGGAUUCGCUACCAGAUGUGGUUCAGUUGUCUAGAUUACUAGAAGUUCCAGUUAAACCCGUUGAUGCUUUUUGUGAUAAUGGUAUUCCCCUUUUUAGCGAAAGCCAAAAUCUUGUCGAUGCUGAACCGCCCCCGAUGGAGAGGCCUGUAAGCUGUGAUAACAUAGGUGCACCUCCCUGCUUAGUUAUUGAACGUGAUUCAAAGCUUGGUGCUAACGUAAUAAUUGACUGUGAGGAAAACGGCCCCGACUUGCCAACACCACGGGGUCCCGUACAGAAGUGCAUUUCUGCCACAAUGUGGAUGGUGAAAUUUUUCUUUACUCAAAUAAUUCCAGAGCUUUAUAAGUCAUAGCAUAAUUGAGGUAAAUGUUGUAAAUAUGUAAAUAGUAGUGUUCUUUAAGAUGUGGAAUACAGGGUGACUCACGAAGGGUCAGUCCUGCAGAACCUCCAGUAUUAGACUCCUGCGUAGCCCUGCAUGGACUAGAUUCAUUGAUGACAUCGUUUGGUGACUAUCAAAGCAGCUGUGGUCAACAUUUUUGGUUCACAUCUCUAGGAUGCUUUGAGGAGAUAACGGGCUUGUGAAAAUACCAUAAUCGUAGCGAUUGAUCUUCUCUAAAGUAAUUGAUACACACGAGUUCACAACCUGGUGGCAAGACUGCACUAGUGGUCAAAAUAGUAUUUGCUGUAUAUUUUCUGUUGAUAUUUACAAAAGAUGACACCUAAUCCACUGGAGAGAGGGUCAUUUACGGUUGUCCUGGCAUGAGUGCCAUUGUCGGCAUAAACCUGAUAAAACUUGUUUUCUUUUAUAUUAUCAUGUGUAAUUAAAUGUGUAGUUUUGUACACUGUAGGCUGCUAAAAAUGUUGGCUGUUGGGAUUUUCAUUGCUACAGUGUGAUCUAAAGAAAUUUUGACGAGAUUCAUGAAAGGGAUCAUCUCAGAAAUGCUUGAUACCAUCAGAGGUGAUUUUUUUCAUCUCUCUCUCAGAAACCCCCACCCCGGGCCCUACAAAAACAAAAAAAGCUGAUAGCUAGCAUCAAGUCUUUAUUUUGCAUGAGACUAGAAAUUGUAAACAGUGAAAUAUUGACAGGGAACUGGCUGACCCCUUUCCCCCAGAUGAAAUAAUUCAAUCUGUCAUGACAUUGCACCAUUUUGAGAUGAUCCCUCGGGGUGCCAGUAGGUCAACCCCAAUAAGUAAAUCAGAUGCUAUGAGUACUGUUGUUCUGUUCAAGUGCUCUUGAGUAGCGACACAGCAAGUCUGCUUAUUUUAUUGUCGCUACAGGUGCCUUCUAGUACUACCACUGAAAACUGCCAAAUUUUUGCAUGUCUUAAUUUUUGUGGUUCGCGAAAAUUUCGAGAACAUGUUUUAAAGUCGAUAUUUUUAUUUCGGUAAAAAUAAGUCUCGGUACAUCCAAUCAAAAACAAAUCACGCUAUAUUCAUUUCAAUUCAAAGGUGAAAAAGCAAUCGCAAAAAUUAAGGGGUUUACAGUCAUCAAGUCAUAAGCAGCUGUGGUUGGAAGUCUUUGGAGGUGUUUACAGUGUACAUUUAAAACACUAUCGCUGAAAAUAAU